This is a messenger RNA of Pocillopora verrucosa, 628 nucleotides long. The record is from RefSeq and is a predicted model, not a curated record. NCBI's taxonomy places the organism in Eukaryota, Metazoa, Cnidaria, Anthozoa, Scleractinia, Pocilloporidae.
AUGAUGCCCAAAACAGCCAUCUGUGGGAAAACAAGGAACCGAGUGAAGUACAAAUGGAAUCCUUCCCUGCCUGGGAAAAAAAGGCAAACCAAGGAACAACUGAAGUACAAAUUGAAUCCUUCCCUGGGAAAAAAAGGUGAGUCCAUUCAUAAAAUCAAAUCAGCCAGGGCCAAGCAAGGACCAAGUCCUGCACAUCCACCUAGUGACUCAGGCAAAACAAGGAACCGAGUGAAGUACAAAUUGAAUCCUUCCCUGGGAAAAAAAAGGCCAAGCAAGGACCAAGUCCUGCACAUCCACCUAGUGACUCAGGGAAACCAAGGACCAACUGAAGUACAAAUUGAAUCCUUCCCUGGGAAAAAAAGGUCACUUGCGGUAGUCAAAGGGUUAUUAGCAGCUGUCACAUCGCCUCGCCUGCAGUUGCAGCAGGUAACAUGCAAGGGCAGGAACGGUGCUGGUGUGAUGUAGCUAUCAAGUGCAUCCAUCAAGGUUGAAUGUGUGCAGUCAGUGAUCACUGGAGAUUUUUUCCCCUUCGAAACAAUACUGCCUAACCAAAUGGAGUAGACAAGAAAAGUUUUGAUACAUUUAUUGGUAUUGUUGUUGAAAAUAAAGACUGAUGCCAAAAUUUAGA